AUGCCGUUUCAUGCGGUAGGGAAAGGUGCGGUUUUGCCCCAGCGCCGUCCUCCGUCGCGGUCUGCGAACAAAAGAGGACGUCCUGGGGAAGACUGGCAGCGAGUGGUACAAGCAUAUCAAAAGUCCUCACCUUUGCCUACACCUGGCAGAGAGACAGACGCGACGCCAUCUCCCGCCUUCUGCAACCCCCGCUCCUGCGCACUUAGCGCCACACGCGCCUUCUAUACACCCCGCCCGCCUCUAAAGCCAAACCCCCUGCGGAACUCCAGCACCUCCCCCCCGCCCCGCCGCGCUCCCUCUGAGCGCCAAGUGUCCCCCGCCCCCAGCGCGCGCUCCAAGUCGCGCAGCCCGGUGCGUCCCACCCCCACCCCCUCUAUCAGUCGCGCCGCCCUGGCCGACCACCCUCUGUUCGCCCAUCUCGCGCCGGUCUUAGACGCGGAGAUGGCCUCCGACUCGGAAGAGGUCCUCACGGAGUCCUCCUCCGAAUCCUCCUCGUCCUCCUCUGCCGACGACUUCACGGUCGUCGGCAAGAAACGUUCGCGUAAAGCGAAACCCAAAACCCAGGCAAAGGCCGCUAAGACCGAGGCCCCCUUGGCGACCGCCCCUGCCCCCACCCCCGCCCCCGCAGCUGCCGCCUCCCCGGCCUCAGCGGUUCAAUCCACUUCUGGUUCGCAUAGGGUCCUCCCUCGCAGCCAAAAGCCCCCUCCGAUUUUCCUUCAUCAGAAGGAAAAAUGGACCGAAGUCUCCUCGUGGUGCACCACGCACCACGUUCAGUUCACGAGUGGCCGCCUCGUUAAAGACGGCAUUAAAAUCAUAGUCCCGACGUCUGGCGACUUUAGGACGCUGACGGAGAUGCUGCAGGCACGUCACCUGCAGUAUCAUACCUACGCCCUCCCCGAGGAACGCACCCUUAGGGUCGUCCUCAAGGGCCUUCCGGUCUCGCUCUCCACCAAGGAGAUCGAAGAAGAUCUCACGGCGCAGGGCAUCGCCGUGACCAAGGUGCACCGGAUGCACCGCGCCAAAGGCCUAACGCCAUACGAAAUGGUAUUGGCCGUCAUUCCCCGUUCCGCCGACACGAAGGCGAUUUUCAAGGUCAAGACCGUAUGCCACCUGUCUGCACCUAACGCCAUUUGUAUAGGCCGUAGUCCUCAAAAUCGCCGAAUUAAACUCAAUACUCAACAUCAAGACAAGCGCGGUCCCCGCGGGCAGUGUCACAACUGA
Messenger RNA from Trichoplusia ni (cabbage looper), 1221 nucleotides. Its product is annotated as flocculation protein FLO11-like. Bases 1 to 1221 code for a protein of 406 amino acids. The transcript has a single exon. The record is from RefSeq and is a predicted model, not a curated record. NCBI's taxonomy places the organism in Eukaryota, Metazoa, Arthropoda, Insecta, Lepidoptera, Noctuidae.